GGGCAAUUUCGUCAGCACACUAUUCAUUUGCUCGGCACUUUUAUAAAGGGGUAUAGAAUAGAUAUACUGUAGAUUUAUUGAUCGAAGCUUCUUUCCCAUGGCUUCCGAAUCCCCCAGUGCUGUUCGAAAGGUUGUUAUUCACUUGAGGGCUACUGGUGAUGCUCCCAUUCUCAAGCAACAAAAAUUCAAGGUUUCUGGCACCGAUAAAUUUGCUAGUGUUAUUGAUUUUUUACGUCGUCAACUUCACAAAGAUACCUUGUUUGUUUACAUCAAUAGUGCCUUUUCUCCAAAUCCAGAUGAAUCGGUGAUAGAUCUCUACAAUAACUUCGGAAUUGAUGGUAAGCUGGUUGUCAAUUAUGCUUGUUCCAUGGCUUGGGGCUGAAUCUGGUGGUGAAUUGGUGAUGUCUGAUUGUUGUUAUGGCUAUAUCAUAUUACCAAAAUGUACAUUCAGCUUGCUUAAUGAAGUUCUUCGCUGCUAUAUGAGGAAAAUCUCAAGGUGAUGGUUUAACUGAUAGAUUUUGAUUUGUGUCUUUCUGAAGCAUGCUGGUUCUCUCUGUCUACCUUUAGUGUGUCAUAAUGCAGCAAUACACAUUAUUUUUUCUUGAUUUCACUUGUAAAGUUGACAUGAUUUUUGUUAAUGUUUGUAAAAAGCCAAAGAAUUAGUUUUGUAAAAACUUCAGUCCUGCAUCUUGUUCGUUUUCCUUCGUCUUUCUUUCUUUGAAACUAAAUGUCUGUAAAAAAGCCGAUUAGUUUGCUUUGUAAAAACUUCAGUUCUGCUUAGUGCUCAUUUUCCUUCAUUCCUGAUUUAAAA
This is a messenger RNA of Chenopodium quinoa (quinoa), 811 nucleotides long. RefSeq names its product ubiquitin-like protein ATG12B. The record is from RefSeq and is a predicted model, not a curated record. The coding region runs from base 98 to 382 and encodes 94 amino acids. Lineage: Eukaryota; Viridiplantae; Streptophyta; Magnoliopsida; Caryophyllales; Amaranthaceae. Gene Ontology annotation, cellular component: phagophore assembly site membrane; cytoplasm; Atg12-Atg5-Atg16 complex. The transcript has 6 exons. Gene Ontology annotation, biological process: autophagosome assembly; C-terminal protein lipidation; nucleophagy.